GCUCUUGGUUGGUGGGUUUUUUUGCUUUUGUGCCAAAUUUGUGAGUUUAAAAAAAAAAAAAAAAUGGCAUCCGGGAGCUGCCAUUCUUCUUCAACUCCUAAGGUAGAGAGAAGGGUUAUCGAGAAGAACAGGAGGAAUCACAUGAAAUCUCUCUACGCUAACCUCUACUCUCUCCUCCCCAGCCAUGCCUCCAAGGAGGCAGUUCCACUACCUGAUCAAAUAGAUGAAGCUGUGAAGUACAUAGAAAGUUUGGAAAUGAAACUGAAAAAAUCCAAGGAGAAGAAGGAAACUUUAUCAAGUAGGAAAAGAUCACAUUCCUGCACGAGCGAAUUCAAAUCGCCUCAGCUCGAGAUCCACGAAAUGGGUUCUACACUGGAUGUAGUUCUCAUAACUGGGGAAGAUGAUAAGUUCAUAUUUCAUGAGAUUAUUCGACUAAUUCAUGAAGAAGGUGCUGAGGUUUUGAAUGCCAAUUUCUCUGUGUUUGGGAACUCAAUUUUCCAUGCAAUACAUGCAAAGGCGGGGGAAUUUGAGAAGAAUGUUGUUGCACCGCGGGUCUCCAGCAGGCUGAAAGAGUUUGUUCAUGGAUCCAUGAGCGACGUGGAAUCAGUACUGCCAGCAGAAUCAUGGGAAUUCGACAUAGAACCUGAUGCGUGGGAGUUAAAAGUUCCACAAGUAUUGCCUAUGCGAUUAUAUUAACCCCAGCUAUAUUAGACUUAGCAAUCGUACGUAGUAAUUUCCAAAGGUAAUGGAGGUGCCUUAUCUUGUGUCGAUGUUCUUGAUUCAAUAACGUAAGCACCAGCACCACCCUUUCAAAUGUUUCUUUUCUGAUGUUGUCGUCUCGUGUAGGUAGCCGUUGAAAUGCAAGAGUUAUGUGAAAAAUCAAAUGAUCUUGACCUUGCUUGUAUAUUGUCAAGAGCAGUGAUAUAAACAGAAAUGGCCUUAAGAGGGUUCUGCAUUGUGUUUGGCAUUUA
Molecule: messenger RNA, 971 nt
Organism: Rhododendron vialii
Lineage: Eukaryota; Viridiplantae; Streptophyta; Magnoliopsida; Ericales; Ericaceae
Product: transcription factor bHLH162-like
Exons: 3
Coding region: 64-696 (210 amino acids)
Biological process (GO): regulation of transcription by RNA polymerase II
Cellular component (GO): RNA polymerase II transcription regulator complex
Molecular function (GO): RNA polymerase II transcription regulatory region sequence-specific DNA binding; DNA-binding transcription factor activity, RNA polymerase II-specific; protein dimerization activity
Source: RefSeq, a predicted model, not a curated record